Molecule: messenger RNA, 648 nt
Organism: Mangifera indica (mango)
Lineage: Eukaryota; Viridiplantae; Streptophyta; Magnoliopsida; Sapindales; Anacardiaceae
Product: putative disease resistance RPP13-like protein 1
Exons: 3
Coding region: 1-648 (215 amino acids)
Source: RefSeq, a predicted model, not a curated record
AUGAGUUUGUCUAGAAGAGGUGCAAAAUGGAUACUUACUAGAUACAACAAAGUGCCCCUGGUGCAACAGCAAACAUCAAUGGAGUUGGGGGGAGGUGGUGGCAAAGUUGCUCGGUUAGGAAACUUCUUGGGAUUUGAAGCUGCGGUUCUUUCAGUCAUCAUUGAGAAGCUGAUAGAAAAGUCAGUUUCAGAUGUGCUUGUUCGAUUUGGAUGUCAAGAGCACAUCCUUACGGAUCUCAUAAAGUGGGAAAAGAUAUUGCUGAAUAUUCGUGCAGUGCUUGACGAUGCAGACGAGAAGCAGAUGACAAACCGGAUGAUGGCCCAAAUAGAGAUUAAUACUAGGUUGCAAGAUAUUGCAACAGAGAAAGACCGACUGGGUCCGGUAAAAAAUUCAGAAGGAAGGUUUGACAAAGUCAAGCAAAAACUGCCCACUUAUUCUUUGGUGAAUGAAGCCAACGUUUAUGGUAGGGAAGAAGAUAAGGAGGCAAUACCUGAAACAUUGCUAAGAGAUUAUUUUACAGGUGAUGGAGUUCCUGUUAUUUCUAUAGCAGGGAUGGGAGGGAUAGGCAAGCUCCUCUUGCUCAGCUUAUUUACAGUGGUGUCAAAGUGGAAAAUCAUUUUGAUAUCAAAGCAUGGUUCAUGUUUAUGA